This is a messenger RNA of Entrophospora candida, 202 nucleotides long. Lineage: Eukaryota; Fungi; Glomeromycota; Glomeromycetes; Entrophosporales; Entrophosporaceae. The record is from the annotation of a GenBank genome assembly.
GACUUUUGAAUGAAGAGAUUAGUGUGAAAUCAAAGUUGUUGAGAGAAACUGCUCAAAAACUCACCAAGAAAGAAAAAGAACAAGAAGAUUUGAAAGCAGAAAGAGAGCAGUAUUUAAAAACAAUAGAGAUUAAGCAACAAGAAGCAGAAAUUAUUAAAUUGACUCAGAAAAUUGAACAAUUGAAAACUUUAACCCCUCAAGA